Molecule: messenger RNA, 686 nt
Organism: Fukomys damarensis (Damara mole-rat)
Lineage: Eukaryota; Metazoa; Chordata; Mammalia; Rodentia; Bathyergidae
Gene: Lcn6
Product: lipocalin 6
Exons: 6
Coding region: 1-588 (195 amino acids)
Molecular function (GO): small molecule binding
Source: RefSeq, a predicted model, not a curated record
AUGGGGCUGGCCGAGCUAACCACUCUCCUGGCUUUGGUGUCCAUGCCCGGGGCUCAGGCAGUGUGGCUGGGGAGCCUGGAACCCCAGCAGCUGCUGGGACCCUGGUACAUCCUUGCUGUGGCCUCCCGUGAGAAGGGCUUUGUGCUGGAGAAGGACACAAGGAGUGUGGAGGGUGUGGUGGUGACGCUCACACCAGACAGAACGCUCAAGCUGCUGUCCUCUUGGCGUGGGCCAGAGGGCUGCAGCCAAAGUGUGGUGGAGCUGCAGAGGCAGGACUCGGGAUGGGUGUUCCAGAACCCCUCUCUGGGAGUGCUGGAGUACCGGGUUCUGGGCACCAACUUCAGAGACUACGCCAUCGUCUUCACCCAGCUCGAGUUUGGGGAGGAGGACUUCAACACCGUAGCUCUGUACAGUCGGACAGAGACGGCCAGCGAGGAAGCCAUGCGGCUCUUCACCAAGUGGAGCAGUGGCCUGGGCUUCUGGUCCCAGCAGCGGGCCCAGCUACAGAGGGACUUGAGCACAGGGGCGAAAGUGCAGCAGCAUCCUGGACUGGCUGAGGAGCUGCUGUUGGGCUGGCUGUUCUUGUAGGCUCUCUGGGCUCGGAAUAAAGAGACUCCACAGCAAACCUGCCCCUGUGUCCAGACUGGGGCCCUGCCGCAUGUGCUGGAGCAUGCAGAGGAGCUGGA